This is a messenger RNA of Paramecium sonneborni, 8338 nucleotides long. The record is from the annotation of a GenBank genome assembly. NCBI's taxonomy places the organism in Eukaryota, Ciliophora, Oligohymenophorea, Peniculida, Parameciidae.
AUGUUAAGAGGAGGAGGUGCUUGCGCAAAUUCACGUCAACAACAGUCAUUACAAAUGAGUACAUUACUCAUCUCUAAUCAAUUUGAGACCAUACUAUCAAAUAAUAUUUAGUAUAUCACAAAAAACGCUGAGGAUACACAGAAUAAUUAUAAAGAAUUGCUAUCCAGUCUUUAAGCUUUAUUAUCUCUUGAUUAUGAAUUAAACAAUCUGAUUAAGUCAUAAAAUUAGCUUAAUAAAUAAAUUGCAAAUCUAGAGAAAAGUCUUUCAGCUAUUUUAGAAUCGUGCCUUUUACUUAAAAAUAAUCAACUUCGAUAUUAUGCUGUAAAAUUUGCAGAAAAACUUACUAGAACUAUUUUUUGGCAUUAUUGUCAAGCUAAAUCAAUCAAAGAUGGUAUGCAAUAAGGCUAUGUUAAUAUCUUAAAUAAAAUUGAAGCAUUAAAUAAUUCCGAAGAAGGAUUUUAUAAAAGUUUGACAGAAUAUGAAAUAACAAUAUCUAAAAUGAUUUUUACAAUAUUGCCUAAUGAUUUUCAAGAGGGGCUGGAAGUAAUCGCCCUUUUUGCUGGUCUAAAUUAAGUUUUAAUGAAUGCUCUGCCAAAAACUAUGAGAGAAACAAUAAAAGGUGGAAUUGUCUAAUCAAUUAGAGAUGCUACUAAAGUUUAAUAUCGUAAAAUAUACAAAUAAAUCUUUAAUAUUGAUAUAAUGAAAUGGUGGGUACUUACUGAACUCAAAUCAACUACACAUACAAUAAAAGAAAUUAUUUAUGAAUUACAAGAAUUUCACAAAGUUCUGUCUAAAUCUGAUUAUUAUGUUUAAUAAGCUUGGAUUAUUGCUAUUAGUGAAAUAGUUUCUUAUACACCUUCACUCUCAGAAGAUUAAUUAGCAAUGGAAUAAUCAGACAUAUAAACGCUUGUUGAUAUUUCUUGUUUAAAUAAAAUCAAAGAAGAAUAUAAAGUUAGUAUUAAUAUUCCAAAACUUAAAUGCACUUAAUGUCAGGGACUCUACGAAAAAUUACCUACAUUAACUUUACUCUAAUAAAUUUAAGAAUAAAUAAUUUCUAGAGAUAAAUUCUUUAACAUCCUAUAUGACAGCAAAGAAGAAAUAAAAGAAUAAUAGAAGUAAGAAACAACAGCUAAAACCAUUUUUGAAUAUAUAUUUUCCUUAUUUGUUGAUUGUGAUAUUGAAAUUAACAUUGAUUUGAUACGAAAAGUCAAUUAACAAUAUACUGAAUUAAAUGAGAACUUACAACUUGUUAAGUAGAUAAGCUUAAAUAAAUGGAUUAGAAUGUUAGAAUCUAAAUAAUAUACAGAUCCAGUUGUUUUUGGUGAAUUUGAAUAAAAAUAAAAAUAAAUAAAGCAUUUGAUUAAUAAAGUAAAAGAGAUUUAAAAAUUUUUUAUAUAAUUAAAUUUCAUUUUCACCUAAUGGAAUUUUUUAGAAUAAAUUACUGAAUCUGAUACAAAAUUAUCAACUUAAUUGGGAUUUAUCUAAGAAAAUAAACAAAAUUAAAAAGAUUGUGAAUUCAUAAUGGAACUUAAUUAAUAAAAUUUGAAAGAAUUACUUUUAUUAAAUAUAAGGUUUGAUGUUUAUUUUGUCAUAUUAACUGAAUUUAUUGAACGAUAAUAUACAGCUGUUUUCCAAAUAGUCUAAGCUACUUAGUCAACAGAUCCUGUAUUAUCACUCUAUAAACAAUAUAAAGAUGUUUAAGACAUCGUCCAAACAAGUUUUCGUAAAGUAAAUGAGAAAAUUUUACAAUUUAAAGAAAUAUUUUUAGCCAUUUCUGAAAAACUGAAAUAAAUUGAAUACAAUUGUAUACUAAAGUUUUAUCAUGUUUCUUUAAAAUUAUAACAUCAAGAUUUACCAAAUCAGAUUUUUGAGUUUAGAAACUCAGAUCAUUAAACUCUUAUCUUUAUCUAAAAUUAUGAAAAAGAAAUUUUAAAGAUUUAAUUAAUUAAUUUACACCAAACAUUUAAAGAUUGUGUUUCUAAUAGCUAAUUUUAAGAUUAUGAAGAAGCUAAAAUCUAUUUAUAAACAAUAUUAUAAAUAUGUAAAUCUAUGGAAAGUUUAUUACAUUAAAACAAAAAACUAUUCUAACAUAUUAAUAAUUUUAAAUUAUCAAUUCAGAUAGAAUCAAGUCAUGAUAAAUUCAAUGAUUUAUUAAAUUUGUGGAAUUUGAUUUUAUAAACGACUACAGAACUUGAUUAAUAAUAAUUUGAUUAGACUGUUUUUCUUGUUAAAUAUGAUUAAUUGUAUUUGAAAUAUGACUAAAUAUUAAAAUUAAAUCAAUAAAUAAGAUGGCCAUUUAAUUAAUAUUUGGGUCAAUACUUUAAAAUGCUAACACAAUUAGAAACUAUUUUCUAAGAAUUAAAAACAUUUAAGACAUUUGAUGCCACUGCUGAUCCGAAUACAUAAAAUAGAUAUGAUAGUUUGAGAUAAAACCUUAAAUAAAUAAGUUAAAGUUAAAUUUAAAGAAUUAAAUCAACACUUGAAUAGUAUACUUUAGGAGUUGAUCAAUUAUAAAAUAAACUUGAGAAUCAAACUCAUUUACCUAUUGAAGAUUUAUUAACUUAAUUAAUUAAUAUGUAGGAAGCUUUAGAUGAUACGUUAAAUUUAAUUUAAACUAGAAUCACUCAACCUUCAGCCUAAUAAAAUGUAGGAGCUCUUAAUUUAAUUUAGAGCCAUAGAUUAGCAGAUUUCGACAAUCUAUAUAAUUAUAGGAUUGAUGAUGAUACUAUUGUAAUUGCAUCUUAUAUUAAAUUUAAUUUUAACUUUAUCGAAUAGAAUGCUAUUAUGGAAUCAUUAAAAUUAAAUUUAAGUGAUGAUCAAAAUUAACAUGUUGUAUAAUCAGGAAUAAAUUCUGCACAUAUAAGGAUUUUAAUGUUUAUUAAUUUAAUAAAUAUUUGGAAUUGUUGUUUUGGAUAAGAAGAAUAUGAUAUAAUAAGUAAGCUAAUUGUAUAAUUACGAUUGAAUGAAUCUAAUUAAAUUAUAAAAAAGGAAAUUAAGACAACUUACAAAAAAGAAUUUUUAUUCAUUUUAGAAAAUAUAUUAUCAUAUCUGUUACCAAAUAUUGAAGAGGAUUUAAAAUCAAAAAUAUAAGAAAGAAAUUAAUUAUCAUUUUAAAUUAAAUAUGAACCAUCUUUUGAAAAAACAUAAUUCUUAAAUGAAAAACUUAAUAAUCACACUAAUUAAAUUUCAACUAUAUUUUAAAAUUUGUAAGAAUUAGAAUCAGAAUACAAUUAUUAAAUUCCCUUUUAUCAUUAAUUAAUGAAUGAAUUUAAGAAAGCAGAUUAAAGUACUUCUACUUUAGAUGUUUCUGAAAUUAAAUUUUAUUAAGGAAAAUAAUUGACUGAAUUGUUUCUUUUACGUAUGGAUCAUGUUUCAAGAAUGAUUAAGAUUUAAUAAGUGAAGAGUACUUAUGUUGAAUUAGAAUGUUAAUAGAAAAAUGAAAUUAAAAUAUUAUUUUCUAAAAAGCAAAAUAAGAAUGCCAUUAUUGAUAAAUUCCUAGAGGAUUAAUAAUAAAAUUAAUUGUUAGUUUUAUAAGGAGAAGCUGGUUCUGGAAAAAGUUUAGCUAUUAAAAUGAUUGAAGAAUUUGUUUGGAAAAGAAAUGAUGCAAUUAAGAUUAUACCUAUCAUAGUUAAAUUAUCAGAAUUGAAAGAUCCUAUACAUAAUGCCAUUACAGAGACUUUAAGAUCUUUAAAUUAUAAGUUUGAUGUAUAAUAAAUUGAAUAAUUAUAAAAAGAUGUAAGUUAAAACAAAAUGCAAAUGUUGUUUAUUUUUGAAGAAUAUGAUAAACUUAGUUAAGAUUAAAUAGAAAUUAAUUUAUUCAAAUCAAAUAAUCUAAACUAAUGGAAGACUCCAUCUUUACAAAAAUCUCCUAAAUAUAUUAUCGCCACAAGAAGUGAAUUAUUUAAAUAUUCAAAUCAUCUUAGAUGGAUAGAUAAUAAUGAAGUUGAUUACAAUUUUUAAAACUAUUGGAAUGUGAAAAUAUUGCCAUUUAGAAUGGAGUUAAAAAAUUAAUUUCUUACCAAUUUUUAAGAAUUAAUUAUAAGAAAUACAGUAAUAGAUUAUUAUUAGAUAUUAUGUGAAUUUGAACACCAAGAUUUAUUAAUACAAAAUUUUAUAUAGUUAUGGAAAAAAAUUGAUAUCAAUCUUAACGAAUUAAGUAUGGAAAAUUCUCUUGUAUCAUAACCAACUAUAGCUAAAAUUUUAAGUGCUUUGAAACAAGAACCUAAAAUAAAAAACACAAAUGAUAUCAUUUUUCAAAAUUUAUAAAAGUCCUUAGAGCAAAUAAAAUCACAUUAUUAUUAUACAAGAAUGUUGGAAUAAUUAAAUUUCCAACAAUAAAUUGAUAAUCCAUCUAUUUUGAAUGUUUUUGUUUCAGCAUUACCUAAGUAUAUAUAAAAUAUGUCAGAUUCAGAAAGAAUCAAAAAAGAAUAUUUUGAUAUUUAUUUAAAUGAUACUUAUGCUAUUAAUUGUAAUAUCUAGCAAUGUAAUUCUCUAAUAGAAAAAGAUUGGAAUAAAUUAGAAGGUAGCCAAUUCUUUAAACUUUAUAAAGCCGAUGAACCUAUUGCUAAAACUUAAAUAUUUUUAGCAUAAUAAUUCGGUGAUGAUUAAUAAUUUUAAAAUAAAGUCAUUAAGAUUUUUGAGAAAAUGAGUAUUACUCAUUAUGAUUUAUAUGAACAAUAUUUAACUAAUUUCUUUGAUACUGCAUUAAUUCAUCUUUAGAUUAGUCAAUAGACUAUAGAUUUAUAAGCAUUUUAAUAAGAAUAAUGGAAUUUCUGUAUGAAUCUAGCUUAAAAAUUAUCAUAACAUGAAAUUUUUACAAUUCAUUUUAACAUUUAAGGUUCUUUAAUAAAAGUAGGAGGAUCUGUUACUGAAUGGGAAGAGUAUCUUAAUGAUGAUGAAUAUCAAUCUAACAAUAAUAAAUUUUCAAAAAAAUUAAUAAGAAAUUCUAUCCCUUUAAGAGAAUAAUUUUCAAUUUAUUCAUUUGAAAAUAAAAUUAUUUAAGAAUUUUUAGUUGCCAAAGCUAUUAUCACAUAAUUAGAAGCUUUAAAAACCUCAUAAAUUGAUGAAAUUAUGUCUAAUAGUAUUCUAAUGUUUAAAAAUAUUUCAAGUCCUUUCUUUUAAGGAACAAUUAACUUUUUGGUUCAAAAAUGUAAAAGAAAGUUUAGUCUUAAAUAAUAAUUAAUUAAAAUCAUCAGAUAAUCAUCCUUAGGUUAAUAAUAUUGCACUUUAGCAUCUAAUGCUUUUUAUUUAUUGUAAAGUAUAGAUGGAGUAUUUAAAGAUUUAGAUUUAAAAGGAAUUCGAUUAAAAGAUAUUUCUAUUGAUUAAUGUCAUUUUUAUAAUUGUAAUCUUUAAUCAUCAGAGUGGAAUAAUAUUUCAGUCAAUUCUCUAAUAUUAAUGAAAAACGACAUGAAAGAUAUGAAAUGUUAAAAUCUUAAAUUGAGCACUUUUUCAUUCAAAAAUACUGCAUCAAAUCCUAAGUUUAUCAAAUAAUUUUAAUCUGGAAAGAGUUUUAUUGUUUGUGAAAAUAGCAUUCAGAAUAUAAAAGGAGAAAUAAUUAUUAAUGGGAAAUUUUAUAAUUGUUCUAUCAAAGAAAUCAGAAACUAGUUUUAUCUCAAAACUAAUUAAUAAGUUUAUGUAUUAAAAGAAUAAGAUGGUAAAAUAAUAGCUGAAAUAUUAAAUAUUCCAAAUGUUCAUUCAAUUACAGAAUUUGAUUAAUUUAUAAUGAUUUUUUAAUUAAACAACGAUUUAGAUGGAGUAAUAUAUGAAAUAAAUAGUAAAACAAAUGAAAUAAAAUAUUAACUACCAAUUAAUCAAAAUUUUAUUACACAUUACAACAUUAGAAAAUUCUAUUAAAUGUAUGGAAAUAAGAUUCUAUUUUUAACAAAUACAUAAUAAGUUUCAAGUAUGCAUUAUUAAAUAGAAAAUGAUUAAUUAUAAUUUGAUAAUUUGACCAAUCAUGUAUCAGUUAAUGUAAAUGAUUAAAUAGUUGCUAUUAAUUAUUAUAACGAUUUAGAUAUCACUGUUGUAUCAUUUAGAGAACAAGAUUCUAUUUAGAUUUAUGAUAUUAUAUAUGGAACAAUAAAUUAAUUAAUUGGCAGAUUUAUUUUACUUGAAAAUUAAAAGAAUUAAUUCUUUUUUUUGAAAAAUAAUAAAUUAUAAUUAAUAAAUCAAGAAGCCUUUAAAAUGAUAAAUGAAUGCCAAAUUAACAAUGUAAAAUUAGAUUUAUUAUAAAAUUAUUGUAUAAAGAACAAUGAUACAGUUUUAUUUUCUUUUAUUGAUUCGAUCGUUAUUUUAAGUCUUCAUCCAUUUGAAGUUAUUAAAUUUGUAUAAGUAAAUGCAAUUGAUUUUUUGAUAAAUAAUUAAAUUAGUUAAUUACAAAUAUUGACAUAGAUAGAAAUUAUUAAUUAUGAUCUUAAAUAUUUGGAGGAUAGAUAAAAUUAAAUAAAAAAGUUAAAUUAUUUGUUUGAAGAAGUAGUAUUUGCAUAAACUUCUCCAAAUUUUUUAGGCAGAAUUAAAAAUACAAAUGAAAUUGUAUUAGCAACAUUUAAAAAAAAUAAUUUUGAAUUUAAAGUAUUAACAAAGUCAAAGAAUCCUAGAUUUUAUUUGAGUAAUGAAUAAAAUUCAGCUAUAAUAUGUGAUGGUGAUUGUACAGUUUAUUUUGAUUUGAAAAAUAACACAUAAACUAAAAUAGUGAAUUUAUAAUAUGAAAAGAUUCUGUGGAUUAAGGAUAAUUAAAAUUUAUUUUACAUAUAAUCUGGAUUUGUUGAAGAGUAUCGAAAUUCUGUGAUAACUAUAAAAAAUAAAAUAAUAAGUAAAUAAUCAUACAGAUAAAUUAAGCAGGUUUAGAGUACAGAGAAUAAUUUAUACAUAACAACAACAACAAAUGAUACGAUAGUAAUAAAUGAAGAAUUUGUAUAAGAGUAUAUUACAACUAAAUAAAUGAUUAAAAAAUAUAGAGAACACUAUAUAACUGAAAAUGAUUUAAGAUAUGAGAGCACGAAAAGAAAUACGAUUACAAUAAAUUAUUAGACAAAUAAUCAAAUCAAAGAUUUUUGGAUAUUUUCAGAAACGAUUUUAAUUAAAGAAUAAAUAGAAAAUAAUGAUUAGGCAUUAUUAGUCUUACUAAGAAAAUAAAAUUAUGAAAUAAUGGCUGAAAUUUUAGUGUAGAUAGAUUUUAUAGCUUAUACUAAUGAUUCUAUAUAAAUAAUAUCGAAUAGAUUAAUUUGGCUGACAUAUUCUGCAUUUAAUUUAGAAAUAUUGUAAACUACAAUUUUAAAUGUAAAUACGAUGUUUGUUGUUUCAAAUCAUUUUGAUUAAUUGAUGAUAAUAUCAUAAUAUUCUGAAAUAUCAAUUUGGAAUACAAUAAAUUUUUAGCUUGAAUUUUAAAAGAAAAAUGUAGAACUAAUUUAAUAUGUAAAAAUGGUACCGGGGAAUUAGAAUGAAUAUUAUAUUGCUGAUAGAGAUGUUCUAAAAUUAUAUAUAGAACAUUAAAUUCGAUUUUCGAUUCAAUUAAGUAAGAAAAGAAUAAAUUUGAUUACAAAUAAAUAUGGAGUUCAUCAUCAUAUUUUUUAAGUGGAAGAUGAUAAAGUUAUAUUUAAUUGUAUGAGUGAAGAUAAUAAAGUUAUAAAUUGGAAGAAAGUAGUUUUUGAAUUAGAUUCAAUAAGAGAAUAAAUAGAUUGUUAUGAUAAUAAAGAUAGUAGAUUGGUAUUUUAUGGUGGAUCUAAAAUAUAAUAAGUUUAACUGGAUGCUUUUGAUGAUAUAAAAGUUCUUGAUAUGCCAUCUAAUUUUAAAGGAGUUCAGAUUAAAUAUAAUAGGGAUUGUUCAACUAUAUAUUUUAGAUCAAAUGAAAAGAUAUUCGUUAUAGAAGCAAUGACUAUGAAUAUAAUAAAAUAAGUUAUUCUUAAAGAUAUAUUGCCUUAACCAUAUGAUUUCGGUUAAAAAUUAGAAAUUUAUUGUUAAAAUUAGAAUAAUAUAAUAAUUUAGUAAGAGAAAAAUGGUUAUCAUUAUGUUUACAAUUAUAAUUAAUAAUUAAAUCAUGAUUAAUUGGAUUUAAUAACUAUUGGAAACUACUAUCACUUUAUUGGACCUAAUCCAAAUGGAUUAUUGAUAUUAAACAGUUAAUCAGGAAUUAUUGAAUUAUUUUAGCCUAAAAUUAUUGAUCCAUAAAAUAAUUCAGUAUCUUAUAAAAGAUAAUCAUAACUUAAUAAAUCAAAUAUAGUAUAAUGUGUUAUUUGUGAUAAUUAAUUGGAGAAUUGUUAAAUAAUUUCAACUAAUGGAUAGAAUCUAAGUGAUCUAUGGAGGUAAGGGGAAUAAGUUGAUUUAUUGAUAUCAUUUUGAG